This is a messenger RNA of Saccharomyces cerevisiae S288C, 906 nucleotides long. RefSeq names its product putative peptidylprolyl isomerase CWC27 (gene CWC27). Bases 1 to 906 code for a protein of 301 amino acids. Gene Ontology annotation, molecular function: peptidyl-prolyl cis-trans isomerase activity. Lineage: Eukaryota; Fungi; Ascomycota; Saccharomycetes; Saccharomycetales; Saccharomycetaceae. The record is from RefSeq and is marked reviewed. Gene Ontology annotation, cellular component: cytoplasm; nucleus. The transcript has a single exon.
AUGUCCAGUAAUAUAGAACCUCAGACAACAGCUAAAUGUAUACUGUAUACAACAAAGGGGAACAUUGCCAUUGAAUUAUGGGCUAAAGAAUGCCCUGAGACAUGUAAGAGGUUCUUAUCUAUGCUCUCAGAUGGCACAUUCACCAAUGGAGAAUUUAAAGAGUUAAAGCCAACACAGUGGCUAAUGUUUAAUGCAAAUAGUACUGGUGAGUACCGUACAGUUGCUGAGGAAAAAAAUCCUCGUAUACGCUUCAAUAGAGAUGGACUCUUGGGAUGGGAUAGACGAAGGAACACAUGGUUUAUAACUGUGCUGGCGGAUUCUAAGCACGUACUGAACGAUUGUAAUGUAUUUGGCAAAAUUGUUGGGAAAUCUAUUUACAUCUUUAGAGAGAUCUUGGGCGGCGAAAUUGAAGCUUCCUCCCGUGACAAUGAUGUCAAACGAUUCAUGUAUCCUGCAGUUUUGAAGGAUGUUGAGAUUACCAUACCAUUCUUUGAGGACAUCUUUGGAUCAAAAAGAAGACUGGAAGAUAAUGAAAAAAAAGAACAAGAGCCGGCAAAGAAACUUGUGAAAUCAGCAAAAGUAAAGAUGGUUUAUGAAGAUGAGCAAGAGGAUGAUGAUGGUGAUGUUCAAAAGCUUAAGCCAAGAAAGAGAAUGAUUCUCCCAGCAUGGAUCAAAGAUGAUAGUCGCAGUGAAGGAAUUAAACUAGACGCAUCCUUAGAUCAGCCACAAGAGGCACUAAUUAGGGAAAAGACGGAGUUGCAUGAUAAUGUUGAUGAGGCAACCACUAAAGAAACGGAAAGUCAAGAAAACAUCAAGGAAGAACCAAUGGAUAAAAGAGAGCGGGAAACUUUGGCAAUGUUGUCAAAAUUUCAAGAACGAAUAAAAAACAAGAAUAUUCUAAAGUGA